This is a messenger RNA of Rhododendron vialii, 1665 nucleotides long. RefSeq lists its product as uncharacterized. Lineage: Eukaryota; Viridiplantae; Streptophyta; Magnoliopsida; Ericales; Ericaceae. Gene Ontology annotation, molecular function: acetylglucosaminyltransferase activity. The coding region runs from base 124 to 1557 and encodes 477 amino acids. The record is from RefSeq and is a predicted model, not a curated record. The transcript is spliced from 5 exons.
GAGGUAGCGUUGACAUUUUCAUAUUUAUUAUUCAUAUACAAAAUGGUUCAAUGAGGUUUUCUUGCCACAUUUUGUUCUGAUAACGAACUGACUCAUUCAUUUUCCUUUUCACAAGUUCUAACCAUGAACCCCAAACUCAGAUUUCCAUCUCUUAAUCGCCUGAUAAGUCUGUGCAAAACCCUGGCAAUCUCAGGGAUAUUUCUGUACUUCGCCUUCGUAUUCUUCUUCACCCAAUCCUACUGCCCAGCUUCUGAGCUCUUCUCCCCCUUGCAACACAUAUUUGCACCUUCCCAAACUACCCCUCCUCCUCCCCGUGAUGAUUCUCCCGCCACCAACGUUAGCCACCUUGUUUUUGGACUAGUGGGUUCCCUCAAAGCAUGGAGACACAGAAAGGCUUACAUAGAAUCGUGGUGGCGCCCGAACAUGACGCGUGGAUACCUAUACCUUGACGCUGCCCCCACGGAGGAGUUCCUCCCUUGGUCCGCCGCAUCUCCCCCUUUCCGGGUAUCCGGUGACGUCUCCAAAAUAGCAGUAGAAGAGUCGAGACACGUGCCGAUUCGGAUAGUGCACGCGAUUUUGGAGGUUUAUAGAGAGGGAGAUCCAGAAGUGAGAUGGUACGUGAUGGGAGACGACGACUCAAUCUUCUUUGUUGACAAUUGGGUGGAUGUUCUAGCAAAAUACGAUCACACUAAGUAUGUAUACAUUGGAGGGCAUUCAGAGACUAUUCAGUCAAACUUUAAAAUCUCCUUUGAUCAGGGAUUCGGUGGAGCUGGAUUCGCAUUGAGUUACCCUUUGGCUUCGGCUAUGGCGAAAGAUCUGGAAGGUUGUAUCAAGAGAUAUCCAAACUUGAUUUAUGCUGACCUUAUUACUCAGUAUUGCGUUGAAGAGCUCGGUGUUUCUCUCUCCGCCGAGAGAGGAAUUCAUCAGAUAGAUUUAAAGGGGGACAUAUCGGGGUUGCUAUCAUCUCAUCCACAGGCACCGUUGAUGUCCCUCCACCACUUUGACAAGGUGGACCCAAUCUUUCCCUCCAUGGAUCGUUUUCAGUCCGCGAAGCACCUAAUGAAAUCUGCCAAAGCGGACCAAUCCCGGCUACUCCAACAAACCAUCUGCUACCACAAGCCAACCAACUGGUCCUAUUCAGUCUCGUGGGGCUACUCUGCACAUAUUUAUGAGAAGGUUCUUCCUAGAAGCAUUUUGAAGAGACCACUGGAGACAUUUAGGCCUUGGAAGAAUGGCUUGACGUCACCAUUUUACAUGUUCAACACGCGGUUGCCGCCAUUCAAGGAUCCAUGUAAUGCUCCUCAUGUUUUCUUCAUGGAGUCGGUCAAGAAUUUUGGAAGGAACCAAAUUGUUUCAACCUAUGUUCGAUCCUCUUCACCAAAUUGUUCUAGCAGCAACCAUUCUGCUGACUACAUCUCUAUGGUUCGAGUCUUGUCACCAGUGACAAAACUUGUUCAGAUUGAUCAAAGUGAAUGUUGCGACAUUAUACAAGCGAGUGACAGUAACAUAGCUGAGGUCAAAUACAGGGCUUGCAUGGAUGAUGAGAUACUUGGUUGAAUGUACUCUUAACUGUAUGUAACUUGAUAGCGGUAGAUGCGGCGAAAGCCCGCUUUCUUCGCUCCGGGAUUGAGAAUUAUUGGCAAUUGUUGGACUGCGACAAAAGGU